AUGGUUUCCACGCAGCCUUCGUCGUUUACCGCCGCCGUGGAGGCGGCCGAGAAAUUGGUCCAGCCGCAAAACUCGCAGCUGUUCAGCGACCCGUUCUCCAUUGUAAGCCAUGAGAUGUCUAACUUGGCCAAGUCCAUUUCAAACCUCAUUGGUUCUGGCCACCCCGUCUUGAACCGUGUAUCAUCCUACUACUUCGAAGCAGAGGGUAAAAACGUCCGGCCGUUGAUCGUGUUACUCUUGGCCAAGUCGUUGCUGCAGAUUCCGCUUGAGCAGCGCAAUCGGAUAAAGAUCGAUUCUCUCGAUGUCACCGAUCAAAAACCCUUCUCUGGCACCCCGUCACAAACAGUAGUGGCCGGGAAGUCUGUGGAUGACUCGCUCUCACCGUUGAGUAUCUUAUAUGGAAUCAAUCCCAAAGUAAUUUUGGAUCCAUUGAGUAAGCCCAUGGAUAGACUUCCUGAGUUUGACGCCAUGAACGGAAUUUUGCCCAAACAAAGACGGUUGGCGGAAAUUGUCGAGAUGAUCCACACCGCAACCCUUUUGCAUGACGACGUGAUAGACUCCUCCGACUCCAGAAGAGGUAGACCUUCCGGAAACAUUGCUUUCACCAACAAAAUGGCAAUUUUAGCAGGUGACUUUCUCUUGGGAAGGGCCUCAGUGGCCAUUGCCCGGUUGAGAAACCCUGAAGUCAUCGAGUUGUUGUCGACCACUAUCGCCAACUUGGUGGAGGGUGAAUUCAUGCAGUUGAAAAACACUGUCAUCGACCCGGCUGCCGAAAACUCCAUUGAUAACGACGGAGAAUCCAAAACAGUACCAGAACCAUCAGGAAAAGUGCCCACAAAGACCCAUGAGUAUACUGUCACCAAGCCUGUGGACUUCGAUCAUGAGACCAAUGUCAAUGCUGCUUUUGAGUAUUAUUUGCACAAGACGUACUUGAAGACAGCCUCUUUAAUGUCCAAACUGUCGAGAGCUGCCGCGGUUUUGAGCGGGGCCCAGAGCGACAUCAUCGACAACUGCUACGAGUUUGGCAGAAACUUGGGGCUUUGCUUCCAAAUUGUUGAUGAUAUGUUGGAUUACACUUCAAGUGACAGUGCGUUUGGUAAACCGAGUCAAGCAGACUUGAAGUUGGGUUUGGCCACGGCUCCCAUUUUGUUUGCCUGGAAAGAAAGACCUGAGAUUGGUGAUUUGAUUGCUAGAAAGUUCAGUCAGGAAGGAGAUGUUGAAUUGGCCAGAAAACAGGUUGAAGAAUGUGAUGGGCUAGAGAAGACCAGAGAAAUGGCAAAAUUGUACUGUCAAAAAGCGUUGGAUAAUUUGAGGGUUUUACCCGAGAGUGAUUCUCGAAGUGCAUUGGAGUUCUUGACCAACUCCGUUUUGACUAGAAAAAAGUAG
Yamadazyma tenuis ATCC 10573 is the source of this 1386-nucleotide messenger RNA. RefSeq names its product trans-hexaprenyltranstransferase (gene COQ1). Gene Ontology annotation, cellular component: transferase complex. Lineage: Eukaryota; Fungi; Ascomycota; Pichiomycetes; Serinales; Debaryomycetaceae. The record is from RefSeq and is a predicted model, not a curated record. Gene Ontology annotation, biological process: ubiquinone biosynthetic process; isoprenoid biosynthetic process. Gene Ontology annotation, molecular function: prenyltransferase activity.